UCAGAGCGGCGCACGCCAUGCAGGUCCCGCAGCUCCUCGCCUCGGCCUCGCGCCUGCCGCCCCCGCGGCACGGCCAGCCGCAGCCCUAGUGAGGAGGAAGAGGCGGAGGAGGAGGCGCCGCCCCCUUGGCGAGCUCGGCGCCCCGGCGGCCUUGGCAGGACCCAUGGCGGAUCUCUCGCCUGCGCCGGCCCUGCGGGAAGGCGGCCCCCGUGCGCACCGGCCCUCGGCGCCCUCCCCUCCGCCGCGCUCUCGCUCCACCUCGGAGCCCGAGGAGGCUGAGCUGUCGCUGAGCCUGGCCCGCACCAAGACCCGCUCGUACGGCAGCACGGCCAGCGUGCGGGCGCCUCUGGGCGCCGGCGUCAUCGAGCGCCAUGUGGAGCACCGGGUCCGCGCCGGGGACACGCUUCAGGGCAUCGCGCUCAAGUACGGAGUCACGAUGGAACAGAUCAAAAGGGCCAACAAACUGUUUACCAAUGACUGUAUAUUUCUGAAGAAAACGCUGAGCAUCCCAAUUCUAUCAGAGAAGCCUUUGGUGUUUAAUGGACUUAACUCCAUUGAUUCUCCAGAAAGUGAAACUGUUGACAGCAGUUUUUGUCAUGAAGAGAAGCCUGUAGUGUCUGAGGAAGAACUACCCCCUCCCAGUCCUCAGGACACGGACCCCAAGCCUGUGCAGCCUGAGGAAGUGUCUGCUAGAGAUUUCCUGCAAAGACUUGACUUACAGAUUAAACUAUCAACACAGGCAGCCAGGAAACUCAAAGAAGAGAACAGGGAUGAAGAGAGUCCCUAUGCUGCUUCUCUUUAUCACAGUUAGUGUCUGGCCGACGGACUGAGCCAGAUCACAGAACGGCUGGACCCUAAAGAAUCCACUGGCCCUGCUUCAGAAGCAACGCCGCUCCUGGACUCCCAUAGUGCACCUUUGAGUAGACCAACUGCAGCUGCCCUGAAGUGAGCAGCUCCUCUGGCUUUCUAUAGUUAAGUCUUACUAGGGCAUGGCAGCAACACUGUAUUUAUUCCAAAGCCUUUCACUUUUGUAGAUGGUGGUAGUUUUAGACCGGCUUUUGUAGAUACAAAAGGCAUCAGAGACUCUUUAUAUAUUUAAGCCAAAAGCUAUGUUUAUUUCCUGAUGAGAUCCUAAAUGUAUGGAGAACAUGGUGAUUGUGAAGUGAUAAUGCAUUUGCUGUGUGUUUAUAACUCAAGUGAUAUAAUAUAUAUUUCAAUAUCACAUAUUCUGUACUAAUGUAAAGAACCAAAUUUUGUCUGCUAUUUUGUAAAAGUAAACUACAGAUGUCUGGAUGAGAGAAUAAACUAUGUUUUCACAUAGGAGCCUUCAUUUCUUUUAUUCAAAAUGGGGGAAAGAAGAUUGAUUUGGUUUGAUUUGGUUUUUGUUCAGAAGAUAGGAAUUUAUGUAGUGCAGGCUGACCUUGAACUCACUGUGUAUCUGAGAAUGACUUUGAACUCCUGAUCUACUUCUCUCUACCUUCCAAGUGCUGGGAUUCCAGAAGAACAAAUCAAACCAUAUUAGCAGGAGAUAGGCAGAAUUCUGUUGACAUUGUAUCUCUGUGUCACUUCAUUCUGUUGACAUUGUAUCUCCAUGUCACUUCAUUUACAGUGUAUCAUUGCUGUGCUCAUCGAAUUAAAAGUUAGGUUUUUGUUUCAUUUAA
Molecule: messenger RNA, 1661 nt
Organism: Rattus rattus (black rat)
Lineage: Eukaryota; Metazoa; Chordata; Mammalia; Rodentia; Muridae
Gene: Lysmd2
Product: LysM domain containing 2
Exons: 3
Coding region: 164-811 (215 amino acids)
Source: RefSeq, a predicted model, not a curated record